CAAUUUCUCAAACAUUAAAAUGGCGUCGUUGUCGAGCUUAUUACCUGCUCCCGUACAGCAGGUAUGGGACAGGGACGACGAACAAAAAGCGAAGCGAGUAGGAAGUGCCUUAGUAGUUUCCCAAACCAGUGUACCACCGUAUGGUCAAAGGAAAGGAUGGAUACCACGAGCAGAAGAAGAUUUUGGAGAUGGUGGAGCCUUCCCCGAGAUCCAUGUAGCUCAAUACCCCUUGGGUAUGGGGGCUCGUGGCAAGGAGAGCACUUCAAAUGCAUUGGCUGUACAAUUGGAUGAGUCUGGUCGAGUUAAAUAUUCGGCUAUAGCUAGACAAGGCCAUGGUGCUGAUAAGAUAAUAUACUCAAAAUUGACAGAUCUUCUACCAGCGGAAGUGUUAGCAGAAGAUGAUCCAACAUUACAAAAACCAACAGAAGACGAUAUUCAAGAUAUUACGGAAAAAACUAAAUUGGCUCUUGAAAAAUUGACAAACGCUAAGAUAUCAGCGGCUAUGCCUGUUAAAGCUGCACCCAAAGCUGCACCGGCCCAAUACAUAAGGUAUACACCGGCGCAACAAGGUGGAGCGUUCAAUUCUGGCGCUAAACAGAGAGUUAUUAGGAUGGUAGAAGCGCAAUCGGACCCGAUGGAGCCCCCCCGCUUCCAGAUCAACCGCAAGAUCCCCCGCGCGGCGCCGUCCCCGCCCGCGCCCGUGCUGCACUCGCCCCCGCGCCGCGUGUCCGUGCGCCAGCAGCGCGACUGGAAGGUGCCGCCCUGCGUCAGCCACUGGAAGAACGCUAAGGGUUACACAAUACCUCUGGAUAAGCGAUUAGCAGCGGACGGCCGAGGGCUACAACAAGUGCACAUUAAUGAGAAUUUCUCCAAACUAGCCGAAGCUUUGUAUAUAGCCGAUAGGAAAGCAAGAGAAGCAGUGGAAGCGCGUGCGCAGCUUGAAAGAAGAUUAGCGCAAAGAGAGAAGGAGAAGAAAGAAGAACACUUGAGAAUGUUAGCGCAGAGGGCCAGAGACCAUAGGGCUGGUAUAAGAGCACCGGAAGAGGAAACGGAAGCGCCAGCAGCGGAAGUCGAAGGAGAGUCGGCGGAGAGAGACAAGUUACGCGCUGAGAGACACAAGGAGAGACAGAGAGAUCGGAAUCUAGCUCGUGCAGCGCCGGAUAAGCGUUCCAAAUUAGUAAAGGAGCGUGAGAGAGAUAUAUCAGAACAGAUAGCUCUCGGCUUGCCAGCAAAGACCAACCAGGGUGGGGAAGCCAUGUUCGAUCAGCGGUUGUUCAACAAUUCCAAAGGAAUGGAUAGCGGCUACGGCGACGACGAGGCGUACAAUGUGUACGACAAGGCGUGGCGCUCGGAUGCGGUCGCUUCGCACAUCUACCGACCCACUCGGAAUGCAGAUACAGAAAACUAUGGCGGCGAUCUAGAUGCGCUCGCUAAUACCAGACGUUUCGUGGCUGACAAAGAGUUUGCGGGCACAAGCAGUACGAACACGCGUUCUGGACCGGUUCAGUUCGAGAAGAAUCCACGCGCUGAGCCCAGUCAAACCCGCAACCCCCGGCAACCGGAGGCGGACUUCGACCCGUUCGGUUUGGAUCGGUUCCUGAGCGAAGCGAAGCGGGCGGACAAGAGUUCGCGCAAACACGAACCGCAGGCGAAGCGGAGGCGGGACUGACCACAGAUUGCUGUAUUCCACUGUUGUCUAUAUUUUAUAGAUAUUAUUGUUUCGAGGCCGGUCAACAUAUUAUAUCGAUCUUUUUCGCUAAAGUUUCUUAGCAAAUGUUUAUUUGUCGAAAAAUACUUCCAAUUUUCGACAAAUAAACUUGCUGUUUAACUAAAAGAGAACAUUUAGAUCGAUUUAAUAUAGAAACCGGGGUUUAGUUGUAAAAAUAGAAUUAAGUUAAUUUUUUAUGAAAUAAACAUUUUGACACCAAAAA
This is a messenger RNA of Colias croceus (clouded yellow), 1931 nucleotides long. RefSeq names its product puff-specific protein Bx42 (gene Bx42). The transcript is spliced from 14 exons. The record is from RefSeq and is a predicted model, not a curated record. Gene Ontology annotation, biological process: mRNA splicing, via spliceosome. Gene Ontology annotation, cellular component: spliceosomal complex. Lineage: Eukaryota; Metazoa; Arthropoda; Insecta; Lepidoptera; Pieridae. The coding region runs from base 20 to 1669 and encodes 549 amino acids.